UGGACUGAAAUACGCCAUCUUUGUCACAUGUUCAUUUUUCCAUCUCACAUGACCUGUUGUUUGGCCCCGUGAUCAAGCUUGCUUUAUUUCCUGGCAAAUUCAAACAUCCACCAAAAAGCCACAUGGAUAUGUUAGAUCAGGCACUCGAAUCAAGAUUGGUGCAUUGUGAUAACUUGCAGAGCUUCAGACCGAUUCAUGAUAAAGGAGCUGACUCCCCCAACUCGGAUGACCAAGUACAGUUGUCAGGGGAAACAACAGAAGAACAGGCGGCAGCUAUUGCCAGUGUGGCAGCCAAUCAGGGCACUCUGACCCUUGACCCCAAUGUACAGUAUCAGUUCCGCGCCGACAACACCCAAGAUCUGAAUCUUGCAGGUCAGGUGACGUACCGGGUGGUGCAGGUAUCGCAGGAUGGGCAGGAGGCCACAGCGCAGGUCGUCACAACUUCAGCAUUUCCAUCAUCACAGGUGGCACAGACUGUGAUACAGAGCCCCUUCAAUGGAGGGAGCCCAACACCAGACAAUCAGGAGGCAAGGUUUGCGUACUUCGCAGGAUCAGGCGAACCCGUGAAUGCAGUCAGCACUCAAGGGGAUGCUGUUGCCGGGGCAACCGCUAUUGGACCAGUCUCGGCAGCUGGAGCAGCAGGCCAGUUCUACGUGAUGAUGUCCCCUCAGGAUGUACUUCAGGGACAGAGGAACAUCGCCCCCAGGACGACCUUCAGCCCCAAGAUGGAGGGCCGGUCAACGCGGGAUGACCGGCGGAGAGCCACUCAUAAUGAGGUUGAGCGGCGUCGGCGGGACAAGAUUAACAACUGGAUCGUUCAGCUGUCGAAGCAAGUCCCUGACUGUGCCCAGGAGCACACCAAGUCAGGUCAAGUGUCAGCAAGUAGCAAGGGUGGGAUCCUAGCCAAAGCAUGUGAUUAUAUUCAGGAGCUCCGCACAGCCAACCAGAGAAUGGCUGAGAGUUUAAAAGAAACUGAAAGAAUAUCCAUAGAUAAUGAACUGCUUCGCCAACAGUGUGAGGAGCUUAAACAGGAAAAUCAUUUAUUACGUACACAGCUUCAGCAGCAUGGGAUUGUUCCCCAAGACCUGGCCGGGAACCCGACAUAGUGCAGCAGUCCCUGUGCUUGUUAAUUCUUGUUGUUCAUGGUGGUCCAAAACUGUACAAACUUCGGUGGUGAUGUGAUUCAUCAGCUGUGUGUGUAUAUAACUGAUCGACAAUUGGACAGAAAAUUGACUGCGUGGAACAGACAAACAGAAAUCAGAUGUGUUUUUCUGAAUCUUAAUUUGGGGAAAUCCAUCUCGUAUAUUUAUUUUUGUGGUUUUAGAAAUGGAAUAUCAAGUGUAGUGUCAAUGAUGUUCAAUCAAGGGAUGACCUAUGUGCUAUGACAAGGGUUGGAAAAGUGAAUAUGCAAUACCGGAUUUGCUCGUUCAUUGGAUCACGUGAUAAAGGACACGCUUAAGGACAAAAUGGCGCUGGCAAAGUCAUCGUUGAGUGGCCCACAUGUUAAAUGUACCCACAGUUCCUUCUAUCAAAGCGACGUCUCGAUAUGUAUAUAAAGUCUACAUCAACCGAUAACCAGCUUGUUACUCACUGAAAAUGGGUGUCAAUGGUGUGCAGAAAAGCCGUCUGCUGCAGAAGAGAUGCCAUUUUGUUGAGCGUGUCCUGUGUUUCGUGAUCAACAAGUUACAAUCAGAGAUCUCGCGGACCAGAAAGUGGACUAGGCCCAAAGGGUCUGACAUACAACUUAACUUCAUCCCUGGAUGGACUAGACAUUACUUCAUCUCUGGAUGGACUAGACAUUACUUCAUCGGAUGUUUAAUUUGUUAUUUGCACAGUAAUAUUCAGUACCUUCCCUGGGGAUUAGUGUUGAUUUCAUUGAGAUGAAUAUUUAUUGGUUGUAUUUACAUCAUUGUACCUGGAGUUAACUUUACAUGCUUUAUUCCUCUCUGUGUAUGACAGCAACACUGCUGGAAGCGUUCUUAAAAUCUCUUUGACACACCACAAGGAACCAACUGUUUAAUAUUCUGGAGGAGCACAGGAAAGUAUGGGUUGAGGCAGGGUGACGGGGAGACUUGAUUGAAUGGAGCCUGACAAGCUUUUUCGUUUCAGAAGCCUUUUGGUCUUUUUUUUUUUUAAAUCCAGCAUGUCAGGCAGACAAGUAUUUUUAGGUGUAAACUUUGAGGCAGUGAUCUGGUGGAAAGCCUUCAAGUGAAGAGGUUGCUAAAAUUAAACAAGACUGUCAAAUCUGGUCUCAGUUUUCUGUUCUUGUCCUGCACAUUCUGAAUCGUGCAGAGCAAGAAUGCAGUACGGGGCUCGAUUAGCUGUAUAAAAAAUUCACCACUGUCACCAGUGCAA
Messenger RNA from Haliotis rufescens (red abalone), 2355 nucleotides. Its product is annotated as upstream stimulatory factor 2-like. NCBI's taxonomy places the organism in Eukaryota, Metazoa, Mollusca, Gastropoda, Lepetellida, Haliotidae. The coding region runs from base 123 to 1106 and encodes 327 amino acids. The transcript has 9 exons. Gene Ontology annotation, biological process: regulation of transcription by RNA polymerase II. The record is from RefSeq and is a predicted model, not a curated record. Gene Ontology annotation, molecular function: protein dimerization activity; DNA-binding transcription factor activity, RNA polymerase II-specific; RNA polymerase II cis-regulatory region sequence-specific DNA binding.